AUGGUUACGCUCCAUUUGACACAGCACAGGGUCGCGACCGCCAGCACUCUGCCUCUGAUAGCACCGAGGGAGGCCUUGGCUCGGCUAGACGGAGAUCAAUCCCAAACCACUGGUGGGUACCCCGCCGCUGACUCCCAUGCUGACACAAAUACCGGCAUUGGUGCCGAAGACCUUUAUUCCAACCUCUCUUCCUAUACAUUCGGUUCUGCACGCCCUAGUCGCACGGAAUUUCUGGAAAUGAUCAGCCCCUUUUCGGCUCCUGGUCCUAGUAGCUCGGACCCCACUCCCCGUCCUUCAGUCUCGGGUCCGAGCUCAGAUGGCAGUGCCCCACCCACGCGGCAUACCAACCGAUCACGAACGCCCCGUACCCGUCCUAGAGAUAUCGAGGAUGACGGCUCGACAGCAGAUCGAGAAGACGACGGCGACGAAGAGGGCCAUAUGCGCACCAAAAUGCGCGCUAUGAAUGAUGGCACACGCAGACCAUCACUGCCGAUGAUCUCUUACCCUUCAGAGAGGUCUCAGUCGCCUCCAAUUUCUCCUACGACUUCUCGUUCACGACCACAUCCUCAGCGCAAAUCCGACAGUCCAGGUGAGCGACAUUCGUCCUCAGAGGCAGAGUCAGAAUCCGGCACGAGCUACGUCGACGGCGAUGAAGGAGACGCAGAUAUUGGAGAUUUCGACACUGACAUUGAGCUUGAUUUUCAUCAUAACUCCGUCGCUCCUGCUACGCAUGAUGUUGAUAUGUCCGACGCGGUGUUGCAACAUACAUUUAGGGGAGGCUAUGGUCAGUACGUGUACAAGUCCGGCUCACAUUCAAACGAUGGAGGUCAGGGCGAUGACCACGGCGAUGACGGUCAUGAUGGCCGAAAAGUCGCGUCGCGUAUCCUCGUUACAGAUGCAGAUCUAGCGGCGCAUGCGAUCGAAAGCUCGCAAGUACGAAGAGGUAGCCUCCCUUGGAAUAUUACCGAGGAUCCUGCUGCUGGUAGUUCUGGCAUAGGGAGAGGUCGCGAAGACAGCUUGGCGACCAGCCAGUCUGCUGGCCUCGCAGACAUGUCAAACGUGCCGGCGAUCAACCCUUCCGAGAACGGAACGGGUGGCACGAGCGUCCAGCCUCCUCCACGCGACCUGUUCUCUACGGCAGCUGUCGACCUUGGUGCGGGGGUGCCAGCGCAGAGCGAUUCGAAUGCACUUGCGGACUUCGAUCUCGGCUACAUUUUGGGGGGCACAGCCGAACGUGACCGCCGCAAGUCGUGGCAAUCUACCGCUCCGUCAUGGAUGCAGGUGCCGCCGCACACCUCAUCCGAUCCGCAAGCAGCCGGUUUCGAGAACUUUGAGUUCCCUGGCUGGGGCGCUCCGGUCACAGGUCCUGGCGGGCGGAGACCGAGCACCAUCACCGUCGGCAGUUUUGAGGAUGCCUUCACGCGCCAUGUUCAGCGGUUCGAUCCAGUAUCCAAUGAGCGAGCAGUGGAGUGGAGCUUCAAGCGCGAGACUGUGGAUGGGCUAGGCCCGGACAUCCCAAUCAACGCUCGGUGGGUGUUGACAGCGAGUUCGCGCGCCUUGGCACCUGGCCAGCAGGAACUAUGGCGACAUGCACACGUCGGUCGCUUCAAGAUAGAAAAACUGCUCUUACGACUGGAUGACCCCAAUAAGCCGCCUUCACAACGUAUUAACGUCCGGCACAUUCCAGAUCCGUACUCGAGAGGCAACACUCUUGGUGGGCCAGUGUCAGUAGUGCACAAGCACUCGCGCGCCAUUGCGUUCUCGCUCUUCCGAAAGCACAACCUCUUCAACCGCUCGCGAUCUGGAGCAACGUCCAUGCCGACAAGCGGCAGUAUCCUGCUUGCCACGCGGAGGAUCCAGGAGCAAUACACGAGCACACGAUCGACCAACCAGCUGAAGUCACAUGGCCUGCUGAAGGAUGGCAAACCACGCAGUCGUGAAACCAGCGGCCAGAGCACCACUCUGAACGGCAGUGGGUUAUCAUCCCGUGAACGUAGUCAUUCAAGGGACGCGCGGGACAAGCAAAAGGCAAAGGGCAAAGGCAAGGAAUACACCACAGGCACAUCCAGCCAAACAGCGAGCGCUGGCAGCGUCACCAGCCGGACCGCUGGCAGCGAGGAUGAGUCUGUCGUCUUUGCUAGGCCGCAUAGUACUUCGACUGCUUCCGGAGGCCGCUCAGUUCCUGUCUCGCCGACCGUCGUCGAGUCUCAGUUUGCCUAUUCAACGGCAUCGGCGUCAGAAAGAGCGCUCACACUUCGAUCGGCGGGCGAUGGUCCGUCAACGUCGAAAUACGGCUCCCCUCCUUCUACCGCCUCAUCAGAUCGUGCAUCAGCUCGUGCGGAUUCUAUGAUCAUCGACGAAGAUGACGAGCAGGUUUUGCCGCGUACCUCGCAUGCAGAGGCCUUCGCGACGCUCGAUCAGAACAGCAUCGAGUAUCUCCGCGGGAGGUCAGAGCUGAUCGUUCCCGACCAUGACGGGACACAUGCGCGGAGUAUUACGGAACGGUUGCGGCGGAGGCUACUUGGGCAGAAUCCUGUCAAGGCCAUCUCCCGACCUCCAGCGGGCCCGCCAGUGGCUGCAUUGGAGGGGCAUUACACGCCGCCAUGGAUGACAAUGGCGCCCCGGUCUCGCGUUGAGGAGCGCGAUCGUGUCAUUCAAAAUCUAAACGAGUCCUUUAAGGAUGUCGGCUUGCUACCCUCGUUCCGGACGAAAGGCAGUGGGAAGCCCAGACGCCGCAAUACCGACACGGUCAACAUCUUCUCGCACGUCCCCGACGACUCGCUGUACAUGCUCCUCCCGCUGUGGCCCGGUGACACUAACGCGCAGUCUAAGAACGCUGUUGAUGACACCAACGUGUAUUCUGUACCUCUCGAGGAGCGACAGUACCUCCUCGUGUACUACGUACCCCUGGCCGAGCGCCGCGACAACAAGAAGGACGGGAACAAAAAGCGUUCGCGGUCGAACUCACGCGCGGGUUCGUCCGUAUCUACCGACAAAUCCAAGCUGAUCCAGCUCUCGUCCUUCUCCGUCUGCGCGCGGCUGAUCUCCUACCACGACCUGCUCGGCACCGGCGUCCGGCUCCCACUGGACGGGCUGUCUAUCACCGGUCCCAUGGCGGAGGCUAUGGACACGCUCCCGUCGGCCGCUGUGCGCGAGUCACGUUUGGAAACGCCAUGCGCUAUCAUUGGCAUCUGUUACGGCCUCGAGAAAGGGAUCGAAUUCCUCCCGGACGGUCUAGCGAAAGUCGGGCUCGCUGUCGUGCUGCCCUCCGAAAACCCUGUUGUCUCGAAAUCUGUUGAGGCGGAGGCAGAAGAGCUUAACUAUGAAAUGACACCAAUCGGGCGCGCGGCCGUUGAAAUGGCGUGGCUGGGCUGCCUGGCGAUGACCAAGUUCGGACCCGAGCCGCAGUUGUCGAAGUGAAUGACUCCACCACGCCUCGGCUAGUCACGAUUACGACAGGGUGAAGACUUAUGAAUGUAUUAUGACCCAAUAUCUCUUCGUGUUUCUAUAGUCCAAUUACCUUUACCUAGCGUCGCACGUCUCCGUCCCAUACAACUUGAGCUGUCUCAUCACUCAAUACCCUUGACAUCUGUAUUCAUUGUUUACCGUCUCAACUAUUGCCCUAGUGCCAUGGCUUGGAUAGAACCUGUAUAUGUAUUUACUUUAAAAUGAUAUAUCUCGCUUGCGC
This is a messenger RNA of Postia placenta MAD-698-R-SB12, 3688 nucleotides long. RefSeq lists its product as hypothetical. The record is from RefSeq and is a predicted model, not a curated record. The transcript is spliced from 5 exons. The coding region runs from base 1 to 3420 and encodes 1139 amino acids. NCBI's taxonomy places the organism in Eukaryota, Fungi, Basidiomycota, Agaricomycetes, Polyporales, Adustoporiaceae.